Labrus bergylta (ballan wrasse) is the source of this 1770-nucleotide messenger RNA. NCBI's taxonomy places the organism in Eukaryota, Metazoa, Chordata, Actinopteri, Labriformes, Labridae. The record is from RefSeq and is a predicted model, not a curated record.
AACGGUCAUCUGGAGUGUGUGAGGUGGAUGGUGAGUGAGACGGAGGCCAUCGCAGAGCUGAGCUGCACCCGAGAUCCCAGUCUGAUCCACUACGCUGCCCGCCAUGGACAGGAGAAGGUGUUGCUGUGGUUGCUUCAGUUCAUGCAGGAACAGGCGAUCUCUCUGGACGAAGUCGACCAGAACGGAAACACAGCGGUCCACGUAGCGGCUCAGUACGGACACCUCACCUGCAUACAGACUCUGGUGGAGUACGGCUCUAACGUGACCGUCCAGAACCAGCAGGGGGAGCGGCCGUCCCAGAGUGCCGAGCGACAGGGACACACCACCUGCGCUCGAUACCUUGUCGUUGUGGAAACCUGCAUGUCGUUGGCUUCGCAGGUUGUUAAACUCACCAAACAGCUCAAUGAACAGGCUGCAGACAGGAUCGUUCUGCAGAAACAUCUGCAGAGACUGAUGGACCCCAACAAGGCAGAGGGGACACCGUCCAGAUCUCCCAGCUCCCAUCAGCCCUCAGUGGAGGCGUGGCCUGAGAUGUUGCUGACAGCAGAAGGGACUCCUGGUGAUGGUCAAUGGUUGGUUCGACAGGCAGGGGCAGGACCAGACUCAGUGCUGCGGCAGCUGCUGGGGAAGGACAUGUCGGACUCGCUGUGUUCCAGGGAGAGGUUGCCUCCAGCGGUUGGCCCUGGCCCCUGCGGCCCCGCGGCCCCUGGAGCCCGCAGGACGGUGCUGGGAGAGAGGAGGGAGCUCAAACUAGCGAGACUCAAACAGAUCAUGCAGCGCUCCCUGAGUGAAUCCGACACAGAUGGUUAUCCACCAGAGGAGGGUAAAAAUCAAGGAGCCUCGGGCUCCAGCACUCUGCGACCUGAUAGGCCAUCUCACCUGCCAAUCGCAGAGGAGGAGCCAGCAUCAAGCCACCUUGACCCAAUGAUGAAGAACCACCUCCCCGCCUCCGCCCCGACUUCCACCACUGAGAGGAAGCUGGCAUUUUCUCUCAGUGGGUCAAAGUCAGUGGACAGCAUCGGUUUCAACCCGUCCCCCACCUCCAGCGACCCGAGGCAGCAGACGCUAAAUAUCGGACGUUUCAACCGACUCCCACGACGCACCAAUGGCCAGAAAGUUGCCACGAGCCCCAAGAGCGCCCUGAAGUCACCCUCAUCUCGCAGGAAGACGUCUCAGAACCUUAAACUGAGAGUUACCUUCGACGAGCAGGUGCACAAGAGCUCCAAUCCGGAGGCAGAGCAGACCAAAGGGCAUCAUGGGAAGGAAAGGACUCCGACAGGAAGCUCUGAGAGUAAGCGGUCGUUCGGGGCAUUUCGCUCCAUCAUGGAGACGCUGAGCGGGAACACGAACCACAACAACAACAGUGGUGCUCAGUCGGGCUCUGCUGUGAAACCGCCCACCUGUCAGAACUCACCUGGCAGGAAGUCAGAGAGUAAAGGCAGCCCAGGGGGCGGAGCCAAGGGCAAGAGCAGAACCAGUAAUGUGUAAGCAACAAACCAGCAACCAAUCAGUGCCUACUGAGGCCAGAGCGCUUACAACCAACCACAGGGCAACGACACAGAGCAGAUCUAAGAGGCAAAGAACAGGAGAAAUGUAACCUCAUUGAUGUGUUUUCAGGUUGUAGCACUUUUUAGCUUCACACAUUUUUUAAAAACCAAACAUGCAGUCACCAUCUCCAAUGGCUGAAGUGAAAUGUUCUAAAAAUACACUUAAAUAUCCAAUUAAAAAAUGCUGAAAAUGUAAUUUAAUACAGGAAAAUAACUGCAGAUA